AUGGAGAAUCAAGAAGUGACAAGAAGUUCUACCAUCCUGAAAGAUCGAUGGGAGGGUUUCAAGGAUGAAAUCACUUUCUUGUACUUGGAUUGUGGUUGUACUCUGCAGGAAGUCAUGGAGUUUAUGAAAGGUCAACAUAGCUUCCAUGCAAAAGAGAAGCAGUACAAGGAUAAGUUCCGCGAUUGGAAUCUCAGGAAGAACCUUACCAAAGCACAGAAACUGGACCUUUAUACUUAUAUCCAACUACACGGUGGCGUCGCACUCGCUGAGCAGAGCCCAGACGCCAGUGGAGCGAGGAUCUCGAAGGUCUAUAUGUUGACCUUCAACUGCAUGGGGGUUCUCUUCGAGAGAAGAGGAGAUUUGACCGAACGCACCCGAUACUACAGAUCGGCGUUGGAAUGGAGCACUAAUAUUGUCCUAAACGAGGCCUUAAAUGGGGAGGAUAAGCGUCGACGCGUGAAGUGGUUGGAAGACGUGGUGAGAUAUCAUACUCUGAAUGGUGACGUGCUGGAGGUGCAAAGUCUAUGCGAGCAAUAUCACGAUCUCUGGACUGAGCUUAAUCAAAAGGAGGUUGGAGGUUUGGUUAGGACAGGUGCCGGUACCUGA
Messenger RNA from Exophiala aquamarina CBS 119918, 606 nucleotides. RefSeq lists its product as uncharacterized. The transcript is spliced from 2 exons. NCBI's taxonomy places the organism in Eukaryota, Fungi, Ascomycota, Eurotiomycetes, Chaetothyriales, Herpotrichiellaceae. Bases 1 to 606 code for a protein of 201 amino acids. The record is from RefSeq and is a predicted model, not a curated record.